AGGAAUACAUUAUGACGCAAGAGGAAACGUCCAAGGCAACUACGUUCUGUGACGAGGAGGAUGACUCAACCUCAGGCUCUGCGGGCUCGGCGGGGGAAGACGCAGCGGAGGCGAGGGCACCCAGCAGCCCCCUUGGGCGUCGCCGCAGCGCACCGAAAUCCGGAGGCGUCAGACCGCCAGAGGACCGGCGGCCGCGAAAGACAAUGGGCAACGUGCUCUCCUGCUUCCACGGAUCGUUCUCGCCCAGCGAGGUUGAGGCCGAGCACAAGCUGCUCCCCGUGGCACCCAGGCCACCCACCGAUGGCAGGGCCGAGAGUGUUGUGCAGGUGAAGAGCGUCGACCUGCACGUGAGCCAGAAUGCGAAAAAGCACCACACGGACGACUUCGACCUGAGCAAAGGGGAGCACCCCAUCCUGAUCGUGCGCCGAGGAGAUCCCUUCAAGGUGACCGUCGAGCUGAACCGCGAGUACAACCCGGACAAAGAUGCUCUGGCCUUCGUCUUCACCGUCAAAGAUGAGGAAACACCUUCGUACACCAAAAACACGGUGGCCGUCGUUCCGGUGGGGUACCGAAGCCCGAACGAGGUGUUCGGCAUCACUUCGUGGGCAGCGCUUAUACAGAGUACCCUGGACAAGAGUCUGGACAUUGAGAUUACGCCUCCCGUCAACGUCAUUGUGGGAGACUGGGUGAUGGAUAUCGACUCCAAGAUUCGCAAUGACGAUGAAUUUGGCUACCGAUACACCCACAAAGAUCCCAUCUAUAUUCUCUUCAACCCUUGGUGCAGAGCCGACACCGUCUACAUGGACGACACCAGAAUGAAGUUCGAAUGUGUGCUCAUGGACACCGGACUCAUCUGGAGAGGCAAUCACACCAGGCUUCGACCCACCGUUUGGAAAUAUGGACAGUUUGACAAGAACGUUCUCGAGUGUUGCGUCUACCUGCUUCGACACGUCGGAAAAUUUGCAACUCAGUCCCGCUCGGAUCCUGUCAAAGUGUCCAGGCACAUUUCUGCAGUGGUGAACGAGGCGAACGAGGGAGGAGUCCUGUACGGAAGCUGGAAGACUUCCUUCCCGAACGGCACGCAUCCUGCCGCGUGGACGGGCAGCGCUGCCAUUCUGCAGCAGUACCUAAAAUCCAAGAAACCCGUCAAGUAUGCCCAGUGCUGGGUCUUCUCUGGAGUCACAACCACGGUGUUUCGCGCCUUGGGGAUCCCGGCGAGGAGUGUGACCAACUACUCCUCGGCCCACGACACCCACAACAGCCUGACGGUGGACAAGUUCUACGACGAACACGGGAAGAGUAUCGAGACGCUCAACAAGGACGUCGUCUGGAACUUCCACGUAUGGAACGAGGUGUGGAUGACCCGGCCCGAUCUCGAGCCUGGGGACUAUUCCGGCUGGCAGGCGAUCGACUCCACGCCGCAAGAGGCGUCCGACGGUGUGCUCCGCUGCGGACCAGCCAGCGUGAAGGCCAUCAAGAGGGCGGAGAUCCUGAAACCCUACGACGGCACCUUCAUCUUCGCCGAAGUGAAUGCGGAUGAAAUCUACUGGCGGUAUCAAGGACCCAUGCAGCCACUGAAACUGAUAUCAAAAACGACCGACCAAAUAGGACGUUCCAUCAGCACAAAGGCUGCCGGCCGAUUCGAGCGGGAAGACAUAACUGACAACUACAAGUAUCCCGAAAGUACGGCUGAAGAGCGGAACGCGAUGCUCAAGGCACUGCGCAAGUGCAACCACGCCUAUUCUCGGUACUACCUUAAUGACGAUAUGGAGGACGUGGGCUUCGACUUCGAGCUUGUCGACGACAUCGUGAUCGGAUCGCCUUUCACAGUUAAAUUGAAGGUGACGAACAAGAGCCCGACGAAGAACUACACGGCGCAUGUUAUCAUACGGGUGGAAGCCGUCCAUUAUACCGGCAAUAAGAAAAAGCAGGUCAAGGACGAGAGUUACGAGGUUCAUCUCAAGCCCAACUCAAAGGAGGAGGUGGGUAUGUUGGUGACUUAUGAGGAGUACGAGAAGGCCCUUUUGGAUCAAGCCCUGUUCAACAUCUCCACUCUGGCCACGAUAAAGGAAACUAAAUUCGAGUAUUUUGCCCAAGACGACUUCAGGGUUCGCAUGCCUGACGUCAAGAUUGAGAUCGAGGGAGAACCAUCCGUGAAUAAGCAGCUCAACGUGCGAGCAAGUUUCAAGAACCCUCUCCCGAAGCCGCUCAACAAAGCUUACUUCGUUAUCGAAGGGCCAGGACUCUCGAAGCCGCUGCGUCUUCUGCCCCACAAACAAAAAAUUGCGCCUGGCGAGGAAGCGAGGGUGUCCUUCCAACUGGUCCCCGAGUCAGCCGGACCCAAGGCGAUCAUUGCCAAAUUCUUCUCCAAAGAGCUGGACGACGUCGACGGCUUCAAGGCGGUGGACGUCACGGACACGACGUUCGCCCAACCCACGAAUUCGAUCACGGUCACAGCCACCGCUUGAACGGCACUUCCGUUCGAGGCGGUGAAAAAUUUAGGGCGCACAGGAUCUUCAGGUGGCAGCAUGCGCAGAUAUGCGAUACGAAUACAAUCAGUUAUGAAGCGCUCCGAAAGAAGUGACGUCUUGAAGCUAACUCGCGAGUCAAAUUCAACAUAAUAUAAAUGUUUGCGUCGUCGUUGUUUUUGUUGUGGCAUUUAAACCGGUAUCACUAGGACAUGCUAGGGAUGCGCCAACAAUGAAUGAGCUGUGACUGCGUUAAUCACCUGCUGAGCUGAGUUUCAUAACUUUCUUUAGGCUCGUGUUGUCGCUUAACUGAUAUAGUUUUUUCCUCUAGCUCGAAAGAGCGAGGAAGUGUGUGAUAAAUUCGCAGUGCCGGUAUGCUUGUUCGGCAAUGUGAAGUACAAGGCAAACAUCUAAUUGACGCUGAGUCUCGUCAUGGAAAAUAAAAGCCAACAAAGGAAACGUUUCCGAAA
Messenger RNA from Ixodes scapularis (black-legged tick), 2938 nucleotides. Its product is annotated as annulin. Lineage: Eukaryota; Metazoa; Arthropoda; Arachnida; Ixodida; Ixodidae. The record is from RefSeq and is a predicted model, not a curated record. Gene Ontology annotation, biological process: peptide cross-linking. Bases 12 to 2468 code for a protein of 818 amino acids. The transcript has 17 exons. Gene Ontology annotation, molecular function: protein-glutamine gamma-glutamyltransferase activity.